Melozone crissalis (California towhee) is the source of this 543-nucleotide messenger RNA. Its product is annotated as V-type proton ATPase subunit e 2. The record is from RefSeq and is a predicted model, not a curated record. Gene Ontology annotation, cellular component: proton-transporting V-type ATPase, V0 domain. Gene Ontology annotation, molecular function: proton-transporting ATPase activity, rotational mechanism. Gene Ontology annotation, biological process: proton transmembrane transport. The coding region runs from base 39 to 284 and encodes 81 amino acids. The transcript is spliced from 4 exons. NCBI's taxonomy places the organism in Eukaryota, Metazoa, Chordata, Aves, Passeriformes, Passerellidae.
CGCGGCGGAGGGCGGGCGCAGUCCGGUGCGGAGCGGCCAUGACGGCGCACAGCUUCGCGCUGCCGCUCGUCCUCUUCUCCGCCUUCUGGGGCCUCGUGGGCAUCGCCGCGCCCUGGUUCGUGCCCAAGGGGCCGAACCGCGGGGUGAUCAUCACGAUGCUGGUCACCACGGCCGUGUGCUGCUACCUGUUCUGGCUCAUCGCCAUCCUGGCCCAGGCCAACCCCCUGUUCGGGCCGCAGCUGAAGAACGAGACCAUCUGGUACGUGCGCUUCCUCUGGGAGUGAGCAUCCCUGGGAGCUGGCGCCUCAGCAGAGACCCCCACCAAAUCCAUCACCCUCUUGUAGUUGUUCCAGCCUCUCCCCUCCUGUACCAAACAGCCCCCAGAGGUGCUGGACAGAGGCUGGACCCGCUGCCCAAGCACACCUGGAGCACUGCAGCCUGGACCGAUGGAUGGCUGGGCCCCCAAGCACAGCAGACAGCAUCCCUGGACAAGGGCCUACCGAUCCAGUCCUAGGAGCAGCCACGCUACCAGGGAGAGAUCCC